ACAUAAUUAAUAUUUAAUACAAACAUUUUAAUUUGUUUGAGUCUGUUUUAAAACAGUUUUAUUCUGAUAGUCUUCAACCCCGGAAGUGAACGAGGCUCUCAUCUCUAAAAAAAUGUAUUCCAUUUCAUACUUAAAUCGUCUUUAGUUUGGACAAGAUGAAGAUCCAACACUUCAGAGGUAGUAGACACGUAAAUACUCGAGACGUAUAUUUAAUGUGACUAUUUAUAUUUAUGAAAUCGGAGAAAAAAACGAUUUUAUUUUCAAGCUCAACCGGAAACGCCUCGAUGGACGCCGUCGAGUGUGACGUAUUCAGCAGUCCGCUAUGGCUACGUCACCAACGGUUAGUCCGCUUUGAGUGAGUUACAAUCCGAACGGAAGCGAACGAUGCCCCCCCGGCGGCACGGCCCCGGUGCGAAGGGGGCCGGAGGCCCGGUGGUCAACCUGCGGACGGCGGGGCCCGUCUCGGUCCGCCGCGGCGGCUCCGCGGUGCUCCCGUCGGUCCUCACGUUCCUGGUGAUCGUGGCGUCCGGCGGCCUGCUGCUGAUGAUCGAGAAGGGGCUGCUGAGCGGCGUGGAGACGCCCCCGCCGAUCGGUGCCGGGAGGCGGCCGCACGACCCGCGGCGGACCGGAGGGCUCCAGCCCGCCGCCGACGACGUGGAUUCACAGAUCCUCCAGGAGAUCCGAAACCGGACCAUCGGGACCGUGUGCGGCCAGAAGAGCAUGCCGCAGGACGUGUGGUCCCUGAGCGCCCUGCAGAGGAGGACGCUGCUGCAGCACGUCCUGGUCAACGACCGCCACCGCUUCCUGUACUGCUACGUCCCCAAGGUGGCCUGCUCCAACUGGAAGAGGGUCCUCAAGGUGCUGAGCGGCGCCCUGGAGAGCGUGGACGUCAGCGUCAAGAUGGACCACCGCAGCGACCUCCUCUUCCUGCACUCGCUGAAGCCCGAGGAGAUCCGCUACCGCCUGGAGCACUACUUCAAGUUCAUGUUCGUGCGCGAGCCCAUGGAGCGCCUGCUCUCCGCCUACCGGAACAAGUUCGGGGAGAUCGAGUCCUACCAGAGGAAGUACGGCGUGGAGAUCGCCAGGCGGUACAGGAAGCCUCCCGCCAAGGACGCGGCGGCGCAGAGGGGCGACGACGUCACCUUCUCCGAGUUCGUCCGCUACCUGCUGGACGAGGACGCCGAGCGCAUGAACGAGCACUGGAUGCCCAUGUACAACCUGUGCCAGCCGUGCGCCGUGCGCUACGACUUCAUCGGCUCCUACGAGCGGCUGGAGGCCGACGCCGAGCUGGUGCUGCGCCGCGUGGGGGCGCCGCCCGCCGUCCGCUUCCCGGAGCGCCAGACGUGGUACAAGCCGGUCACCGCGGAGACGCUGCACUACUUCCUGUGCGGCCUCCCGCGGAGGCUGCUGAGGGAGCUGCUGCCCAAGUACAUCCUGGACUUCUCCCUGUUCGCCUACGCGCUGCCCAACACCACGGCCGCACACUGCCGCCGCUGAGGGGCCCCGGGGGGGGGGGGGCUUUUAUACCCAGAACCUUUUCUAAAAAACUAUUUUAUACCGCUAGAAAGUGUUUAUAGCUGUUACACAUUUUUACUCCAGAUGUUUCCUGAACAUUUUUUUAAAGAAAACAACCACUAAAGCUUGAAAUCAGCUGCAGACAAAGAAUAAAAAAACCAUUUCAUUUCCUACGCGUUGUGUUUCACAUCGAUGAGGAAAACACGGUCAAGGGACCAAACUGGGUCCAUGUUUCUCUGCUCUGUUUUCUCAUCGUAAUAAAACACCAGUUACAUU
This is a messenger RNA of Pungitius pungitius (ninespine stickleback), 1791 nucleotides long. It is a transcript of the gene chst14, whose product is annotated as carbohydrate (N-acetylgalactosamine 4-0) sulfotransferase 14. The record is from RefSeq and is a predicted model, not a curated record. Bases 385 to 1497 code for a protein of 370 amino acids. Lineage: Eukaryota; Metazoa; Chordata; Actinopteri; Perciformes; Gasterosteidae. The transcript has 2 exons. Gene Ontology annotation, molecular function: sulfotransferase activity. Gene Ontology annotation, biological process: carbohydrate biosynthetic process; dermatan sulfate proteoglycan metabolic process. Gene Ontology annotation, cellular component: membrane.